Exophiala xenobiotica is the source of this 1341-nucleotide messenger RNA. RefSeq lists its product as uncharacterized. The transcript has a single exon. Lineage: Eukaryota; Fungi; Ascomycota; Eurotiomycetes; Chaetothyriales; Herpotrichiellaceae. The record is from RefSeq and is a predicted model, not a curated record. Bases 1 to 1341 code for a protein of 446 amino acids.
AUGGGUAGCUGCUUUUCCGCGCCGCAGGGUGACCCAGCAGCUGCCGGUGGAUCACAAACCCAAGACCCUCUCAGCCAGGGUCUUGCGGACGCCCAACAAGCCGUAGGCCUCAUUGAUGGUAUCUACAAGAUUGUUGAACCACAUGUUCUCGAAGCAAAGCACAAAAGAGAUGAGACGAAAUAUCUCAAGAAAUUCAUCGGACUUUGGUGGGAACAGGCUUUCGAGUAUGGGGCCUGUAUGGUACCAGUCCUGGACGUCGACAAUUUUGAAAAGCAUCUAAAAGGAAAGAAUGGACGACUGCAGCCUCGGGGUGAUUGCACGGCCAGUUCUCCAUGGGGCCGCCUUUUACAUGCUUUAGCAAUCGAUCCCGACGACCGUAUACUAACCUGGAAACCAGCAAGCGGAGCUCGUUGGGAGAUGCCUAUGCCCAAAGGUGAGCUUGCAAUGGAUGUUCGCGGGGCAGCCUUCUGCCACCUGGUUAACCUCUACAAGGUAGAGGACCCAAGUGACGAAGGUUUCCUAGUCGAAGGCAAGCGACAAGAACGUGGUCGCUGUCGUCUCUCCUUUGGAUGGCUCACCUGGACGAGUGUCGAUGCAGGCCAUAUGCUCGCGACUUUUGAACCCGACACACUGCCAAAGCUCAAUGGCCCUAAGGUGCCUCUCGGACGGGAUUCCACAACCCUGCAGGAACAAGGUGAUGUUGCCCUAUGGACAUCUUACAAGGCAGCUUUGGAAAAGGGCAUCUCCGAUGAAGAACUCAUUUGGCCAGAUCCGAAUAAGACUCCACUCCCCGAAAGGCUGGAGCGCCUUGAGGUCAGUCUUCAGAAGAUGCAACUCAGGUCGUCCGAGCUCAUCCUCACGAGAAUGUGGUUGGACCAGGCCAGCAGUAUCAAGAGACGCGCCACGACAGACGGGGGUAAAGAUGACACCUUCCUGCAGGAUGCGUACAAGACAUUGGCGCAGCACCCGAAGAGGUCACUCCUGAGGGAAUAUGAGUGCAGUGAGAUACAGGACGAGCUGAGGAGCUGCUUCUUCUUCAAGGAAGAUGAGUUUUGCAUACAGGCAAUUUCCCCAGAGUAUGCCUCGCUGCCGUUCCGCGAGAUCUCUUAUCGUCAGGUACUGCGGGCUACCUUGGAGUCGUACAGUACCCAGCCUCCAACUUCAUGGAAGGGUCGACUGUAUGCAUCGCGGGACCAUGUUUACAAAGUCGUGACCCAGUCUCGGGUUUUGAGAGUUGAUCCCGAUCGUGUUCGGAUCCUUGACUUCGUCCCCGCUAUGGAGUGCACGCGUGCAUCUUUAGCCGUGAAUGGAUUCUGUUGCCAACAAUACCAGUGCGAGUAA